UGUUCUCCUCGGUCAGUGGGUACAGUCACUCAUUAGCACUCGCUUUUGAAUGUCGAUCAAUUAAAUAAUUAGCCUAAUCAAUCAAGUUGAGAGAAUAUUUUUCAUCCAUUCAUCGGAUGUAUUUAUAGCAGUAAUCAAUCGCGAACACCAUGAAUGCUAUAAAAAAGCAAUUGCAAGUACUAAAAAUCGAGAAAGACCUUGCAACUGAACGGGCGGAUACUUGCGAUCAGCUAGCUCGGGAAGCUAAAAAACGGGAGGAAAAGCUGAAGGAUGAAGUUCGUGAUUUGGAGAAGAAAUUAUUACAAAUGAAGAAUGAUUUGCGAAUCAAUCGUGAUAUUUUGAAGCAAUCCAACGCUAGUCUCGAUGAUAAAGAGAGAAUGUUAUUGAUGGUCCAAUCAGACUUGGCUAUUCUGAACAGGAGGAUGCAACAAACGAUGGAGUAUCUGGAGAAAACUGAGGAACGCAGAACUAUCGCACAGGUGAAACUCUCACAAGCCACCGAGAAUGCUGAAGACGCCAAAAGAAUUUGCAAAGUUCUGGAGACUCGCAGUAAACAAGAUGACGAGCGCAUCGAUCAAUUAACAAUGCAAUUGAAGGAAGCUCGAUUAAUAGCUGAAGAUGCUGAUGGCAAAUCUGACGAAAUAUCUCGGAGACUGGCAUUCGUCGAGGACGAGCUGGAAGCUGCCGAGGACAGAAUUCGAUGCAGCGAUGCGAAAAUAGUUGAACGCGAGGAUGAACUCUUCAUCGUUGGUAAUAUACUCAAGUCACUGGAAGUUUCCGAAGAGAAAGCUAAUCAGCGAGUUGAAGAGUUCAAACUGCAGCUCAAGGAGUUGAAGCUGAAGUUGACAGAUAUAGAGAGACGAGCUGUAAUUACGGAAAAUCAAAUGAAAAUACUGCAGAAGGAGUUGGAUAUACGCGAAGAUCGUCUGUUCAGAGAAAAGCAAAAAGCCAAGUAUAUAUGCGAUGAUCUGGACUCGACCUUUGCUGCGCUCACCGGUUAUUGAAUUCACACGAGGAUAAAAAGAAAAAAAACGAGGAAAAGGUGAACGAGAUGGAAAUUGAAUAAGAUUAAAGGCUAUUUCUUACGUGAUAUCAAUUUAUUGAAUCGACUCUACGAUCGAUAUUAUGCGUUGAAACGACUCUCAUCGUACACUGAUAAUAUUAACAUAACUUUGUCCAUACUUGAUUUCCUCUGCGGACGAUAAAACACGAUGAAACUCACUUCCAUCACACUUUAUUCAUUGCUCUCUUUUUCUCUCUCUGCAUUCUCAUCUCAUUUAAUUUACACCAUAAUAAUUAUCAUCCAUUUGAUUAAUAGCCCUUUCACGAUCAUCGCAAAAUUAAAAACGCACAUUUUCCAGCUCAAAGGUCGUAAUUUAUCAGACGAUAUUAAUGUACUUUGUUUUUCCACAUUAUUUUCUCCGAAAGGAGAUUGAAAGAUGUGCGUAGUUCAACUUUAGAAAAAAGGUUGUAGAAGCGCGCGAUAAGAAAACAUGUACAAAAAUUUGUACCUCCACAGAGUUGCUCCCCAAUUGGAGAUAAACUUUCAUUUCUCAAUAAAGUAUAUCAUAAAAAUGACCUUGAAGGUCAUUACAAUUAAAUAAUAA
Messenger RNA from Fopius arisanus, 1607 nucleotides. Its product is annotated as tropomyosin-2. Gene Ontology annotation, cellular component: actin filament. Gene Ontology annotation, biological process: actin filament organization; muscle contraction. Bases 150 to 1004 code for a protein of 284 amino acids. The record is from RefSeq and is a predicted model, not a curated record. Lineage: Eukaryota; Metazoa; Arthropoda; Insecta; Hymenoptera; Braconidae. Gene Ontology annotation, molecular function: actin filament binding. The transcript has 5 exons.